CGGUCCAGACCGUCCCGGAGCAAGAUGGCGUCGGGCGGUGGGUCUUGCUGAGAGCGAGCGGCUUCAACGAAAAAAGGAACAGCUGCGCUUCGGGCUAUUUGUGCUAAUAAUGCGAGUGUGAGAUGUUUUCCGCUCCGACAGUGUUGAUGACAAGACCUGCUCUCUCUAUGCGGACGAGGAGUGAGGAGUUGUGCAGCUGCAGUUAUCACAUACAUAAACAUUUCUUUAGGACUCCCAGUUCCUGAGUGUUUAUCAAACACAAGCUCGGGCUCCGGCUCCGGCUCCGGCUCUGGAGGAAAUGGCAGACUCGCAGCAUCGGCCCUGUGCCGCCAGCAAACCGCCGCACUCCCAGCCACUGACUCUCUCACGGCUCCGAGAAGAGCACGGAAAGGUGGUUUCAAGCUGCAAGGAAAAAAUCCAGCACUGGGUUAAAGUGCAAAACGACUAUGAAGCCCUGCAAGGCAGGCUUAAAAAUUUGCCUGAUAAGGUGUCAUAUGAUGUUAUGGUGCCAUUUGGCCCUCUUGCAUUUAUGCCAGGACAGCUAAUCCAUACAAAUGAAGUCACGGUUUUAUUAGGUGACAAUUGGUUUGCUAAGUGCUCUGCAAAGCAAGCACUUGGCCUGGUGGAGCACAGGAAAAAACAUGUACAAAAAGCAUUGGAUGAUCUUCAUAAAGUUAUGAAGAACUUUGAAUCCAGGGUCGAGUUCACUGAAAUGGCGAAAUUGGCAAAUGAAGGUUUUGUAGAAAUACGUGAGGAAAUUCAGAAUGAAGAGAGAGAAACUCAAGAUUUAAAUUCUGGAGGUAAACAGAGAAGAGCACAUAAACCAAAAGAAAACCCCAAACCAAAAGAGGUUUUUGUGUCAGAGUUGGAGGGUGGUGAUGGUGGUGGUGACUGCAAAUCAAGCUUCUUAACUGAGGAGGAGUUGUGGGCCAGGCUUGAUGAGCUGGAACAGCAGGAAGAGAUGCAGGAUGAAAUUUAUAGAAUGUCUGACUCCGCUGAUGGAAAUACUGAAGAAAGUAGUUCCUCUGAAGAAGAGAGAGACAAAAACAUAAAGCUCAACAUUGGUGAGAAGCCUGAUUGGAAGAAUGUUCAUGAAAAUGAUGAUUCUGAAGAAGCGUCAGAAUUGAGUCCAACUAUUACCCAUAUUAAUGGUCUGGACCAUAAGCACAGUCAAGAUGAUGCUGCUGAGGAAGUUACCAGAGAUGAUGAUGAGGAAGUUACCAGAGAUGAUGAUGAGGAAGUUACCAGAGAUGAUGAUGAGGAAGUUACCAGAGAUGAUGAUGAGGAAGUUACCAGAGAUGAUGACAAUGUCCCAACCAUACACUUCCUACAUACAGUGGAACCAAAGAGAGUAAGAAUAAACACUGGCAAGAACACAACCUUGAAAUUCAGUGAAAAGAAGGAAGAGGCCAAGCGAAAAAGGAAAAAUAGCACUGGCAAUGGGAACACCACUCCAGAGCUGCCAAAUAUCAGAACUCCUGCAGAUAUUUACAGACUUUUUGUUGAUGUUGUAAACGGAGAAUACGUUCCUCGCAAAUCCAUUUUGAAGUCACGUAGUCGAGAGAACAGUGUAUGCAGUGAUACAAGUGAGAGUAGCACGACAGAAUUUGAAGACAGACGGUGUACCUUACGAUCUCUAAGUCAUGAAGAAGCAGUAUACAGUGAUGCUAGUGAAUGCAGCAUUUUGGAGGAAGAAAACAUUUCUAGUAAACCUCUCCCUUGGCCAAGCUCCUUUGAGGCAUUUUCAGGCACUGUGGUGGAAAAAGAACCUAUCUCACCUACGUUAAUGCCAUAUCCUACUAUUGCUCAUCCUGUUUUACCUACAAUUCCUGAAAAGAAAGUCUCUGAGGAAGAAAGUUUUCUUGAAGCUUCACAAGAACUUCCAAAAAAAGUUUCAAAAUUUAAAGCUGCCAGGAUGCAGCAGAAGAAGUGAAUGCUUUUCAAUACUGUUGGUUUCGUACUUUGUGAAUGAAACAGGAUCUUUGCACAAUCCAGGUUUACACAAAGUCCUGUUUGAUUUCUUGUUUAAAACAUCUUUUAAGACUUGAUUUUUUUUUGUACAUUAAGUUAAAUGUUUCUGCAAAAGAAAUCUGAUUUUAUAAAAUUUCACAAUGCAACAUUUUCUAGCCUUUUUUUAAUUUGCCCAUAAAACAAGUUACACCCAUGUUUCUUUAUGAAUUUAGUCUUCUUACACUUAACUGUGUUUAUUUUGACAUACAGAAUAAAUUAAAACAACUACUACAACUGUCUUAAGCAAAUGUUGUGUACAAUCUUAAGUCUUUGUAAAAGUGUUCAUUGGAAAUCAAUUUUUCAUCAUUUGUAGAAUUGUGUUAUGCGUUAGUCUCAUUUUAAUAAACUUUUGCAUGGCAAAGUAUAUCUUUGUACAUUGAAAAAAAAUCCAUGUGGGUGUUAAUGCAUCAAGAUGUAAAAUGGUAGACCAUAUUUAAUUCCUGGAUGUAGUUUAUGAUUUACAAUAUAUAAUUUACCAUUUUAUGUGGGUUAGUCUUUUUAGAGCAGAAGUGACCGUCAUUUACCAACUUUCUGGACACAAAUGCACCCAGAUGUUUACAUCAUAACAAUCAAUAAAUACAAUCAAUAAAUACAGCUGAAAUAUUGUCCAUAGGCACUUCCCCAAGGCCCAGUUUAUGCUGGUGCUCAGUGUAUCUCCUUUCAUAACCACUCGUUGUGAAUGUUGAGAUAUUUGCAUCUCCACUGUUGAAUUUUUAGUUGUCGUGAGUUUGGUUUUGUUUUGGCACGUGGCAAAGUCCCCACUGUUUAAUGAAUGUGGAAGCCACGUUUCAGAUCAUAUCUUUGUCUAUGUUGCAUCUUUCUGCUAUGUAAUAGAUUGAUGAAUGCCCUAAAGCAAUACACUGAUUGGAAUCAUGGCCUUCAACAAAAAACAAUGCAGCACAAAAUGAUUGAUAUCAUUGACUGAAAAUUGUUCUUGGUAAACCUGUUGUAAUCCCAAGGAAAUUCUAUGUCUGCCAUGUAAAAUACUGUACCAUAUCAACUUUGUCUUAUGUUUUUGUGCGGCUUCUUGUAUUACUUUGAAAUUGAUUUUAAUUAGUUUUAUUGUGCCAUAUACAAAUGAAUACAGUGAAAAGUUUGUAAGGCACCACUUAGGCCUUAUUAGGCAGUAUGGUAUCUAGGUAGAAUCCUUAGCUACAGAAUGGAGAAUUGAAGAAAAAAAAAGUUACAUUACAGCUAUACACAGUAUGACCAUAGGUGAGAAAACAAGAGGCAAAGUUUAAAAAGAUGAAUAUCGCAGUCUCUCUCCAAAGGCACUUUCAGAAGACCACUAGUUGCUGCCACCACACUUCGCAUUGGGUCACUGGUAUCCGUGCACCACUGACCGUGUUAGAGGCUGGAGGGGGGUGUCCAAGGCUAAGAGAAGGGAGGGAAGAGAGAGAGGAGAAAAAGAAAGAACAGAUGGAGCAGAGGAACUCCAGGUAGAGCAUUCUACUCUAAUGCCAUCUUACCAGCAAUAUUUCAUUGCUGGCGCGUGUUUAACUCAGUGCUUCAAUAAUACAUGAUUUAGAUUAGAUGCAUUUUCUUUUUAGACUUGUAUUAUUUCAUGCUCACUGGAAUCAAUUGGAAUGCUGCAUUCAGUAGUUGAUACCAUCAAUUGGGAAUUCAACAAUAUACCAAUGAACUUAAAGCAUUUGGAAUAAUGCUAUGAUUGAAGGUUACAUUUACUUUUCAUUGUAAGAGUUUUAUAAGAACUAUAAAACAUUCAUUAUAAAAGAUGUGAAUUACCUUACAAUGGAAGCAUUACAGUGGCUUUUGGGCAGGAAUUUUCCAUUCACACAUUUUAAUUUUGAUAGCCACACAUCGUGUUAAUUAUCUAGGGAAUUUCUAGACUUUUUAGCAGCAAAAUUUCAUUGUGGGGCAAGUAUAUUCAAGUAUUGAAAAAUCACAACUCAAACGUUCAUAUUCAUCACCAAAGUAGUCAUUUGCAAUGCCAAGUUAGACUUUUCCCCUAUAACAGAAAAUGUUAAAAGGCUCUUAUGCAUUUUCAUCAGAAUUUUCUAUGCAUGGAUUUUUAAUGGUUUUGCUUUGUGGCUGGGUGGGCUGUUUAAAUUGAUGAAUUUAUGCUGGACUUAGAAAAAUUGGACAAUAACUAAGGUAUGCUGGGAAACUCAGGCAAGCCUUGACCAAAGUGACUGCUAAUAAACAUGCUGCUGAAUCUCGACUGGCUGCAGCUACAACAGACAGUACACAAUUGACCUAAUAGCUGCAGAUCAUACAAUACGUUUGAAUGGAGUCAAUGGAAUGUCAUCAGAAAGAUGGGGGUUUAUAUUAGACACGGGGGUGCCUCAUACUCUUAUUUGGAGAAGGCUAUGUGUGCCCAGCACCUCCAGUAAUGGAGACCUAAGGAUCACCCUCACGUCAACAUGCCAAUGCCUGUUUGGGUCUGAUCAAUCAGGAUGAUCGGGCCAGAUUGAUCCAUUGGUGAACGGUGAAGACCCUCCCAAAAGAGUGCAAAGACUUUGGAGUAUAGGAAAUGCUGCCAAACCAUGCUUAGUGUGGUAACUGGAGAUCAACUGCUGAGAAGAGAAGGCACGCAUGAGAUCAUUGGAUGAAGACCAGACAACAUCACCAUGUGGAGCCAUAGCCAAGUUCUAGUGUGGUGGCUUAUGAUCAUCCAGAGUUACGUUAAGAACGAGAUAACAUUUGUAAUGUAAGUUCUUACUGUGUUGUAUUUUAUGGUGAUAGUAUUAACUGUGAAAUAAAUAAAUAUUUUUUUCAUUA
Molecule: messenger RNA, 4752 nt
Organism: Hemiscyllium ocellatum (epaulette shark)
Lineage: Eukaryota; Metazoa; Chordata; Chondrichthyes; Orectolobiformes; Hemiscylliidae
Gene: uri1
Product: URI1 prefoldin like chaperone
Exons: 11
Coding region: 299-1933 (544 amino acids)
Biological process (GO): negative regulation of transcription by RNA polymerase II; negative regulation of phosphatase activity
Molecular function (GO): chromatin binding; transcription corepressor activity; phosphatase inhibitor activity
Source: RefSeq, a predicted model, not a curated record